This is a messenger RNA of Benincasa hispida (wax gourd), 1707 nucleotides long. RefSeq names its product basic helix-loop-helix (bHLH) DNA-binding superfamily protein. Gene Ontology annotation, biological process: regulation of DNA-templated transcription. NCBI's taxonomy places the organism in Eukaryota, Viridiplantae, Streptophyta, Magnoliopsida, Cucurbitales, Cucurbitaceae. Gene Ontology annotation, molecular function: DNA-binding transcription factor activity; protein dimerization activity. The record is from RefSeq and is a predicted model, not a curated record. Gene Ontology annotation, cellular component: nucleus.
UCAGGAAAAAGAAAAGACCAGUCAAUUAUACACUGAAAUUUUGCAUGGGAAUGCGUUACCAAAGAUUUCAGCAUCUUUUAUUUCUCUCUCCUCUUUUCAAUUUCUUUUAUUUUUAUUUUUCUUAGUCUUUAUAUAAGCCUGACCCUCUGAGCAUUUCUUGCACUCACUUUUUUCCAGACCUGAAUCAAUAGCUUCCAUUGUUUAACUUUCGAGCCCCUCAAAGCAAAGGAAAAAAAAAAAUCAGUAAAGAGAGAGGGAAAAAAAUGGCAGCUUUUUCAUAUCAAUACCAACCAUUUCUUCUUGACUCAAUCUUUUUGCCCAACAAUCCUCUCAAGAUGGGAGGCUUUUUUGAUGACCAAAACUUCAACAACAAUUGUUUCUCUCAAUUUUACUCUCAAGACCAACAACAACCCAUUUACCAUUUUCCUGAUCUCUCUAAACAAAGCCCUGAAUCUUCCACUUUGGUCGACCGAUCCGAUAGCGCCGAACCGCCGGUCGGAAAUCAGUUGAAACCGGCUGUUACUGUAACUGUAACUUCCCCUUGUAGUAAGAAAAGGAAGAGCCGGAAUAAUUCUUCCGCCACCUCCGCCCAGUCCAAGGGUACUACUGAGAGCACUGGGAAAAAGCAGAAAAAUAAAGGGGAAUUAGAUGAAGGGAAAGAAAAAGAUCAAAAGCCCAAAAAUGGGAAAAAAUUAGAGGAGAAAAAAAUUUCAGAAGAUGGUGGUGCAACCACUGGUUACAUUCAUGUCAGAGCUAGAAGGGGCCAAGCCACUGACAGCCACAGUCUUGCUGAGAGGGUGAGAAGAGAAAAGAUUAGUGAAAGGAUGAAGACAUUGCAACGCCUUGUUCCCGGUUGCGACAAAGUUACAGGGAAGGCCCUUAUGUUGGAUGAAAUUAUCAAUUAUGUUCAGUCCCUACAAAAUCAAGUUGAGUUUCUCUCCAUGAAACUCGCUUCGUUGAACCCAAUUUUCUUCGACUUCAGAAUGGACUUGGACGGCCUCAUGAUCCAACCAGAGACGACGUCGUUGAGUAGUAUAACGCCACAACUACCAGCGAUGGCACAAUGCAGCGUCGUGCCACCGCCGGCGAUGAUCGACACCACCCCUCCGACAACCCCAUCUCCGGCAAUCUCCGCCGGAAAUAAUUAUCCCUUAAUGGAGUCUUCAGCUAAUUUGUUUCUAUUUCAACAAGGGAUAAGCGCAAAUAACGCCUACUCCCAAUCGUCUCAGGAUAACGUUAAAGUUUCAUCAUGGGAUGUCGAAGACCAGAAACGAAAGCUUCUUAUUUCAUCAGGAAUUGGCGACAGCUUAUGUUACUUCCAUUAAAGAGAGCUCUACUAAGAAUUUCAAUUAAAUUUUUCUCUCAUCUCUCAUCCAUUUAAAUUUAAAAAAAAAAAAAAAAAAAGAUUCGAAGGCUUGGAAGUGGACAGAGAACCUGAAUAAAGUGGAAGUAACAAAAAAUGGAUGGACGACGAACACAGAGGAUCGGAUGUUUUCAAAGACAUUAAAUAAUGGCUGCUCAAGUUUCGAGAAUCUUCAGUGAUUUUUUUAGAUUAAAAUAAAUAAAUUUAUUUAUUUUUAAUGUAUUAGUCUUAGAUGAAAAACAAUAUAUAUUGGGGAAAAAAAACUGAUUGGUUAGCCUUUAUCCAUUUUCAUUUUAUGUAUGUAAUUUCCAUUCAUCUGUUAAUAUAUGCAAUUUUUUCCUCUA